Messenger RNA from Xenia sp. Carnegie-2017, 2481 nucleotides. RefSeq lists its product as uncharacterized. NCBI's taxonomy places the organism in Eukaryota, Metazoa, Cnidaria, Anthozoa, Malacalcyonacea, Xeniidae. The record is from RefSeq and is a predicted model, not a curated record. Bases 262 to 1608 code for a protein of 448 amino acids. The transcript has 2 exons.
AAGUGUUUGUCAGACUACAAUACGUUUAUUAAUGAGCAUCGAGUGUGAAGAUCACCACUUCAAGGGCAGACACGGCUAUAUGUAAUAUUUAGCAACGUAAGAAUGUCAAUAAUGAUACUGAUUUCAUACUCUUCGUCGCCGAAAUGGAAAAAUAAAAACGUGCGAGCUAGCUGAGAAAUGGGAAACGGGUAGACACGUUCUGGUAGACUAACUUCGUAAAGUUUCAGAAUCAAGGCAUUUUUGUUGUAAGAUAAGAAAAGGAUGGCGGUGGACUUUGUUGAAAUGGAAAACGUAGGGACAGAAAAUCUCUCGUUCAAUUCAAGGCAAUUUCAGAUCAUUCGCUUUUUUCUGCGCCUUCUUUCAUUGUGGCGACCAGCAUCAGCUAGUUUUGUGGAAUGCUAUGUGUAUCCGAUGCUUGUUAAUCUGCUCCUUAUAACGACUGGACCGAUACGCAAUUUACUUCGGACAUUAAAAGAACCAUCAUGGCCAAACGUGGAGAUAGUGUUUAUGGGUCAUGAGAUAGCAGUAUGGCUUGGUCACAUCCUGGGCAACCGCUAUUUUUCCACACGAGACCUUGAAACAAAUGUAUUAAAGCCAAAAAACGUCUUGUUGGUUGAAGUGCAGAAACCUUUAUAUCGCAUGAUCAAGAGACUUAACAUCGCCGUUGUGUUUUCCACAACAUUUUUCACAAUAAUGCUGUGGACACUGUUCUAUACAACACGAACUCUUUCUGUAAAAGGCGAUGAAAGAUUUUCUUCGCAGACACCUCACAUACACGGCGUUAUGGACCGUAUCUUGUAUGCCUUAGUUCCAUUUUUAAUUUUCUACGAUCUUGGCAUUGGCUUGGCUUUAUCAUGGACGUUAGGACUUUUAUAUUGUUCUUAUGCAGCACGCUUAAAAAUACUGGAAAAUGUCUUUUUGAAGUGGAAGGACUCAGCAGAUAACGCAGUUUCGCUGUUUAUUCAUGUAUAUGCCCAUCCAGUACAACGUUCCUGGAAACGAAUCUCGCUAUGGUUCCUCGUCCAUAACAUUGUCGUGCUAGUUUUACCGUUGUACGGCUAUAGUUUGGCUCAAGCUAUUACAGGACGUGCUUAUCAUUCGAAACAUCUUCCUGAAUUCAUCUGUUACUUUGUAUUUACCAUGACAAUUUGGCUCACACCAAUCUUUAUUGGACAGCUUUUCAAGAGCCGCGAAUGUAAAUUUUCGGAAAGAAUAAACAAUAUAUCACCAUGGUUACUUGAAGUCCAUGAACACGAUGUACCACGUGUGACGGCCAAUUGUGGAACAAAGAUUUGCAACGACUUUCAAUCUUCAUCAAGUCAUGAAAACACCAAGGGAAAUUUGCAGAAUAACAAUGAUUGUGCCACCACCUCAACUGAUAACGUCGCUAAUUAUGACGAGUACACUUUUGUAAAACGCGGAAAAGAAUUCCAGAAUUUUCGACGCUUCUUGAAAGGUCGCACGUUGGGCCUGGUAUCAUAUGGCUAUGCCGUGCAAUUGAAUUUAUCGUUGGUUUCUUUCAUUGGUGCAGUGAUAUCUUUCAUCUUGCAAAUAAAUCACUGGAAAAGUGGUGAAAUGACGCGCAAUAUUGGCAAUUGCACCGCUUAACAUGGAUAUUGCACAAUUUGAGAAAGAUGUUACACAGUUUGGACAUAGAUGUUACACCAUAUAAGAUUGAUGUUGCACCAUUAGAGAUAGAUUAUGCACCCUUUGACAUAGAUGUUGCACCAUUUGAGAUAAAUUUUGCACCAUUUUAACACAGAUGUUACACCAUUAGAGGUAGAUGUUACACCUUUUGACAUAGAUGUUGCACCAUUUGAGAUAAAUCUUGCACCAUUUUAACACAGAUGUUACCAUUAGAGGUAGAUGUUAUACCUUUUGACAUAGAUGUUGCACCAUUCUAGAUAAAUCUUGCACCAUUUUAACAUGGAUGUUGCACCAAUUCAACACAAUUAUAUGUCGUACUGUUUAACAUAGAAGUUAAACCAUUUUAAUGAUAUUCGUACCAUUUGAUGAAACUGCACCAUUUGAUAUAAAUAUGGCAAUAUUUAAAGCUGCACCAUUCAACAUAAGCCUUGCAUUAACACGCCCUAUUCGUUGUAGCAUUAAUAUAAAAACUCGAGCUUGUGCUUCAACUUUCCGAUAAUUUAAAACCAUUUAUUUGAUAGAAAAAUACUCGCAGGUUUGGUGUAACUAUUAUAUUCACAUUUUCUGCAUAAAUUUACAUAUAUUGGACUGUAUGCAGGCCUUACAUUGUUUGUUGAGUAAUAUCGUAUUAAAACAAAGCAAUAAAGAGUAGGUGCACUUCGCUGAGCAUUGUUACUGGAUGUGGUUGGCCAUUUCAAAUACCAUGUAAUAUAUUUUAGAACAGCACUAAAAUUUUAGGUUUUAUAAUUUAUCUAAAUGCACACUUAGACUCCUAUAUUUCUUGUCAUUGUUGUGACAGAUCUCAUAAUCGUAAUAAAUGAUCGGAAACACGAA